This is a messenger RNA of Aspergillus novofumigatus IBT 16806, 1104 nucleotides long. Its product is annotated as deuterolysin metalloprotease family protein. Gene Ontology annotation, biological process: proteolysis. The coding region runs from base 1 to 1104 and encodes 367 amino acids. Gene Ontology annotation, molecular function: metalloendopeptidase activity. NCBI's taxonomy places the organism in Eukaryota, Fungi, Ascomycota, Eurotiomycetes, Eurotiales, Aspergillaceae. The record is from RefSeq and is a predicted model, not a curated record. The transcript is spliced from 2 exons.
AUGCAUCUCACUGCUUCUGCUUCUGUUAUUUUAGCCUUCCCCCUCGGCUCUCUGGCUCUUCAUGCUAACGGCCCAACCCUUGGUGUUACCCUGAGCCAGCUACACAACACCCAAAUCAAGGCUGUGGUCAAGAACACCGGCACUGAAGAGGUCACAUUUGUACAUCUCAACUUUUUCAAAGAUGCUGCACCUGUCAAGAAAGUUUCCGUCUACCGCAAUGGUAAACUCUCUGUUUCCCAUGAAUUGAUAUUUCCUGACCCUGGGUUCUCGACAGCCACCGAAGUCCAGUUCAACGGGAUCAAGCAGCGCUUCCGUACCGAGGGCCUCACUAUCGAGGCCCUGACCACCCUCGCACCCGGUGCCAGUUACGAGGACGAGUUUGACAUUGCCAGCACCGCCGACCUCACAGAGGGUGGCAUAGUCACCCUUCGCAGUGAGGGCAUCGUUCCCGUGGCCACGGACAAUAAGAUCGUCGGCUACAUCCACUACUCCUCGAACGAGAUUGAGGUCGAGAUAGACGCUGCAAAGGCCGCCACUGUGCCCCCAAGCGUCAAGCCCCUCGACCGCCGCACAAAGGUCACCUCAUGCUCUGGUAGCCGCGCCACGGCCCUUGCCAAGGCCCUCCGAAACGCGGCUUCUCUCGCCAGUGCUGCCGCCAGCGCUGCUGCUACGGGACCCUCCUCCCGCUUCGCAGAAUACUUCAAGACAACCUCCAGUAGCACGCGCAGCGUCGUAGCGGCGCGCUUCCGAGCCGUCGCCAACGAGGCUAGGUCGCAGUCUUCCGGUUCAACCACCUACUACUGCACUGACCCCUACGGUUAUUGCAACUCCAAUGUCCUGGCGUACACUCUCCCCUCGUACAACGUCGUGGCCAACUGCGACAUCUACUACAGCUACCUCCCUGCACUAAGCAAAUCCUGCCACGCCCAGGACCAGGCCACCACCACCCUGCAUGAGUUCACCCAUGCCCCUGGCGUGUACUCGCCCGGUACGGACGAUCUAGGCUAUGGAUACGGCGCUGCUACGGGGCUGAGUGCUAAAGAUGCGCUAAAAAAUGCGGAUACGUACGCACUGUUUGCUAACGCCGUAUAUGUCAAAUGCUAG